This is a messenger RNA of Gymnodraco acuticeps, 1873 nucleotides long. RefSeq lists its product as uncharacterized. Lineage: Eukaryota; Metazoa; Chordata; Actinopteri; Perciformes; Bathydraconidae. The coding region runs from base 156 to 1433 and encodes 425 amino acids. The record is from RefSeq and is a predicted model, not a curated record. The transcript is spliced from 6 exons.
CGCCAUCCUAUCCCAGCUCAGCGAGGCUCACCAAGCCAUCUUUCCUGCCGUCCUUACCACCAUGCGUGGCGUAGACAGGAAUGUCGUGCGCCUUCUGAGGGACAGGACCGAAGGGAACACUAUGGAGAAGGUGUGGCGGCAGGUACAGGAGAACCAUGUUGAGGAGUACCUCCAUCGCAAGGACCCUCCUAAUGAGCAUAGCUGCACCCGGAGGGAUCGUCUCUGCAAUGAGGCAGACAUUCCAGGCUCCACCUGCCCAAAAACAGCUCCCCACAGCGCAGCUCUUGCGCCAUGCCUUCCUGCUGGCAGAGGCGAACAAUGUGCAGGAUUACCGGAGCCAGAUCCUCUCCACUUUUGGCACGGUGGUGAAGAUGGAUUCCACCAAGAAAGUGGUGAAGCUGUCUGGGCAGGGACGUGGCUCGGCCGAGUGGUUUACCAGCAUCGGCAACGAGUACUCCCAGAUUGUCACUUUUGUGCUGACUUGUGAGGAGUCUGCACAGAAGCUGCUACCCAUGUGCCGUGGAGUCAUGGAUAGGUUCCGGCUGGCCAAUCAACCGGUCCCUAAGAUCCUGUACAUUGACCGUGGGUGUUGUCGUGCUAAGGGCCCUACCGCCUUGGAGACAAUGUUCCAGGAGUGGUUCGACGGUGGUAUGGUUGUGUGCCUGGACAUCUUUCACUGGAUCCACCGGUUUGACGCAGCCAUCCGAACAGACGCGCACAGCAAGUACGCCAUGUUCAAGUCCGCUCUGGCCGGGGCAGUGUUGGCCUACAACCGCACCGAUCUGGAGCUGCUGAUCGAGGCCGUCAGAGCCAAGGACCCGGACACAUUCAGGUCCGUGUCGGAACAGGAUGUCGUCCGCCUGUACGUCACCAGGGAUCAGCUGCAACACCACGUGCGGAUGGUCACGCUCGGAGCGCAGCAAACGUUCCGGCUCAUCCACCUGGCCAUCGAGGAGCUGAAGGGCCCGGCUGGGCUGGACCAGAGUGGAGUGAGCCUCUUUAAAACACCUGCAGCCAUUGAUGAGAUGUGGGUAGCGCAGCAGAGACACCUGGAGUGCAUCCAGGAUCCACCAGGGAUGAUUAUGUAUAGGGUGGCCCGUACCACAACUAUCCACGGUCCCCAUUGUGCAGCACGGCCGUAUCAGGUUUACCUGAUCAGUGGCAUCGCACGGUGGAACUGCGACAGGAGCUCUGAUGCCGUGUUUGGUGGCAAGGGACGGCAUCACAGGACCUACUCGGCGCCUCUCAUCCACCGCCUCAACACCCGCUGUCAGCAGCUGUUCGGAGAGACUGUGGAGGAGAAUUUCCGGGCCCCCGCUGAGGUGGAUUCCAACGAGCUGCUGGGGUUGGAGUACCUUUUCAGCCAGAGCACUGGUGAAUCUGGGCCCUUUUCACUGGAGGACAUCAUCUACGAUGUCCAGAUGAGGAGGUAGUUCAGCCCGGGCAGCCCACUCCAGAUCCCGAGGCAGACGAGGCGUACCAGAGCGACGGGGAGUCACAUUGUGAGGGAGACCAUGUGCUGGAUGCCAUCCUGCCCCACAUCACACUCGUCACAGACGAAACCUCCAGUGUCAACCCGCCCGCUUUUGAGAAUGCCUGCAGUCAAAACCCUCUUCCCGGCUACCCACAGUUGGAGAGGUUCUGCUCACUGCUGGUGGACAUUGGGCUCGUAGGUGACAAGCUGUCCCUUUUCACCGAGCAGAGGAACGCGAUCCUGGCUGCCUGGACCAAAGUGGAGGACCACGACAAACGGCAGCAGCAGUUCAACGAGUUGUACAGGACGCACUGGGGCAACACCCUGUACUGCCGCACUAAGCGCCACAACCUCAUUGAUGCUGCUGUCAUACAGCGUGUUAAAAUGGGCAUACGCUAU